This is a messenger RNA of Danio rerio (zebrafish), 3872 nucleotides long. The record is from RefSeq and is a predicted model, not a curated record. Lineage: Eukaryota; Metazoa; Chordata; Actinopteri; Cypriniformes; Danionidae.
ACAGCAGCAGCAGCAACCGCUCACAGUCCGCGCUCAGUCAUAAGUAUCGACACACAGGCGGCAGAGGUGGACACGCAUACGGUGUUUCUCGAUGACAGAACUAACGUAAACCUACUGUUUCUGUCUCUUUUUCACCCAAACGCACAGUCAGUCCCGCUCUCGGGAAGCCCGGAGACCAAGAAUGACUGACGGAGGAAUGUUAAUCUCACCGUCGGCUCUCCAGGAUCCCGGAGAUGGAGCGCGACCUGAAGACAUCGCUAUGGAUUGUACGGACGGGGAAGAGGAAUUGUGCUUGGAGGAGAUUUUAACACUGUACAGUCAACCGAUCAACGAGGAACAAGCCUGGGCCGUGUGUUAUCAGUGCUGCAGGUGGUUAACGCAAAAACACAGGCGGAAAGAGACAGGCGUGAGUCCACCUGGACGGAUUGCGGGUCCUGGAGAUGUGAGGAUCCGGAAGGACGGGAAUGUGAAAUUAUAUCAGCCGAGCAAUCCAGAUAAGCACACACCGCCCAGCUCAUCAAUAGAGAUCAUCGAGUCUCUGGGCAUCAUGAUCUAUAAGGCUCUGGAUUAUGGCCUGAAGGAGCACGAGGAAAGAGAACUGAGUCCUCCUCUGGAGCAACUUAUCGACCUCAUGACCAACAUGGCGGACACAGAAACAGACUGUCCUGAUGAGGGAUACGAGGCCACGGAGGAGGAGGAUGAGGGAGAAGAAGAGAACGCUGAAGUUUCCAAUGUUCGAGGAUACCGAGACAUAAUUUCUCUCUGUUUGUCUCACCUUCCCAGUCCAUCUGAUGCUCCAAACCACUACCAGGCCGUGUGUCGAGCCCUGUACGCUGAGACCAAGGAGCUCCGCACUUUCCUAGAGAAGAUCAAGAGUGCCAAAGAGAAUUUGCGGAAGAUGGAAGGAGAAACAGAGGAGCCCGUCAGAGACCUGAAUGAGCUGCAGAAUGCUGACUGGGCUCGGUUUUGGGUGCAGGUGAUGAGGGACCUGAGGCACGGCGUGAAGCUGAAGAAGGUGCAGGAGCGUCAGUAUAACCCUCUAGCCAUCGAGUACCAGCUCACGCCUUACGAGAUGCUCAUGGAUGACAUCCGAUCCAAACGCUACAAACUCCGCAAGGUCAUGGUUAAUGGUGACAUUCCUCCGAGGUUAAAGAAAAGUGCUCACGAGAUCAUCCUGGAGUUCAUUCGAUCGAGGCCUCCAUUAAAUCCUGUUUCUGCUCGUAAACUGAAGCCUCAUGCUCCUCAACCUCCGACUCUCCAUGAGCGUAUCCUUGAGGAGAUCCGAUCAGAGAGAAAGCUUAGGCCCGUGUCUCCUGAUAUGAUCCGCAGGAGUCGACUCGUAAUGCGUCCUCUUAGCAUGUCUGUCAGUUUUGACUCAUCAGGCGCAGGCAAAAGUAUAAGCACUCCACAGGACUUGUUCAGAAGCUCAGAUAUCCCAGAUGGACCUCGCAAGUUGGCCAUCAGCACACUAUCUCUGGCUAACGGCACGUCACCGGCUCGAAGUCCUGUGAACGGUGUAGCCGGAGGGCAUUCACUGUCCCAGAGGAAAAGGUUACUCAAAGCACCUACACUAGCCGAACUGGACAGCUCCGACUCUGAGGAGGAGCAAAGCACCCGCAAAUCUGACAGCAGCUCCAGCAUAUCCACCUCACUGGUUGAGGACACGUCUCCAGAGUCUGUCAUGGGCAAAAAACCUCCACCUCAGUUCCUGCCCAUUUCUUCCACACCUCAGCCUGAUAAACGCAUCGCUCCUCAGAGGAGACACUCCAUUGAGAAAGAGGCUCCCACCAACAUACGCCACUUCCUGCCUCCAUCUCGACAGAACUCCAAAUCUCUGAUGUCUUCAGACGGCAAGGCUCACGCACUAGGCAGCGGUCAUGCGGAGGAGUUCUGCUUCCCUGUCGAGUGUUUGACUCUGACCGUGGAGGAGGUGAUGCACAUCAGACAGGUUCUUGUCAAAGCCGAACUGGAGAAGUUCCAGCAGUAUAAAGACAUUUAUAAUGCACUGAAGAAAGGAAAGCUUUGCUUCUCAUGUCGGUCGAAGAAGUUCUCAUUAUUUACCUGGUCCUACACCUGUCAGUUCUGUAAGAGGCCGGUUUGCUCACAGUGCUGCAAGAAGAUGAAAUUGCCCUCCAAGCCUCACGCCAGCCUGCCCAUCUCCUCUUUGGGUCCCAGUAUCCUGCCCAAAAAAGAGCCCGGAGCAUCAUCAGCCCCGACAGAUAAAACCUCCUCCACAUCCAGCCACAAGAAAAACAGCCUUCAGCGCUCAUUGUCUAGAUCAUCAAAACACGGCGAUCGCUCGUCUUCUAAAGACGAGCUGGAGCUUCCGGAGCAGUUCACCGAGGACUGGAGCACCAUGGAGGUCUGCGUGGACUGCAAAAAAUUCAUCAACGACAUCAUCAGCAACAGCCGCCGCAACCUGUCCACCAAACGUGCCCGCCUGCACCGCCGGACACACUCCGUCUACUCGUCCAGCACCAGCUCCUCCAACUACAAACCAACCGAGCGCACCAUCAAAGAGGUCUAGCGUCCCAAACGUCAAGGAAAAAAGGUGUUUGUUUUUUUCUCUGUUACGUCCGACAGCCCACUUUUAGCUUUGUAAGCAUACCUUCCAUACCUCUUCUUUUCCUUUUAAAAAGUGCCAGAGGCGAAGGAAGUUAAAAAGCCCGUCCCUCUUCCAGCAUGAGUCCUUAAGCACCAGCCUUCUCAGGAAACGGUUUGGAAUGUAGUUUCGACUUAUUUUAACCAACAAAUCUGAAUUAUUAAUGACAAAGUGUGAACAAAAGAAAGCGCAAGGCUGCUUUGAGCACCGAAAGGCCUGAAUGUACACUUUUUUCAAUGUAGUGAAGUCAAACAGAGCUGGAGUUUGUGUAAAUAAUCACUAAAGGUUGUAAAUAUCCAUACUUUUUCCCCCUUUUAGUUAAGAUUUAGUCGAUUGCUUGACCGACCAAGAGACUGUAGAUGAAUUCAGCCUCCGUGACAAUUCAAGAUCAAGUCUUACCAAAUGUUUUCUCUCUCUCUCUCUCUCUCUUGUCGUUUGUUAAAAUUGCUGCUGUAUUAGUGAUGAACGCCGUUUUAGAGUACUUACAGAUAUAUAUUUUUCCUGAUGGCAGAUUUUAGAUGAAGUCAAGGUUGUUUUUUUAAAGAGCGGAUGCUGAAAGCUGUGGCGUUUCUUAAAGGAGUUGAUCGGCUGUGCCAAACAAAUCUCCACAAUCCGAGCAAUAUGUGUCUUGGACCUGAUGUACAUAUUCAAAAAAAGCAUUUAGCAGAGACGACACACGAAGAAGGAAAGCAGUUCUCUCUUUUAAAACAGGACUUUUGUAUGGAUAUGUUUGUGUACAUGCUGUAUAUCCAAAUCUCAUCCGAUCCACUUAUCUAUUAAAAAUAGGCUCUAUUGUUAAAAAGCUAUGAUUUCUAUUAUAAAUAAUGAUCCUUUUAUUUUUUUGUUUAGUGUCAAAUAGCUUUUUUCAACUUCACUAUUCACUUCACUGUUUUUUGUUUUCAUUAUUAUGUCUUAAAUUAAGUUAUAAUAUAUUAUUAAUUACCCAUUUUGUGCAAUGAAAUGCUCCGGCAUCUCGAAUAUGAAGGUACUUAUGUCAGGGUAUCUGGAAGAUUGUUUCUGUUUUUACUUAAUUAAAAAACAAAACACACACACACACACACACACACACACACACACACACACACACACACACACACACACACACACACACACACACACUGUAGUGGUGUACAGGCCUGUUGACAUGCUUUUCUGUUUUGUGCAAAACUGACUGUACUGCCUUUCUCUACAGAAUGAUUGGUGUGCAUGAUGAAAUAGAUUUUUUAAAAUAAGAACAGAAUUGCCAAUAAAUAAAGCAUUUGAAAUUUGA